This is a messenger RNA of Cricetulus griseus (Chinese hamster), 858 nucleotides long. The record is from RefSeq and is a predicted model, not a curated record. NCBI's taxonomy places the organism in Eukaryota, Metazoa, Chordata, Mammalia, Rodentia, Cricetidae.
AUGGACCCUGUGAGCCAGCUGGCCUCGGCGGGUACCUUUAGGGCAUUGAAGGAACCCCUUGCCUUCCUGCGAGCCCUGGAGUUGCUUUUUGCAAUCUUUGCAUUUGCAACAUGUGGCGGCUAUUCAGGAGGCCUGCGGCUGAGUGUGGACUGCGUCAACAAGACAGAAAGUAACCUCAGCAUUGACAUAGCCUUUGCCUACCCGUUCAGGUUGCACCAGGUGACCUUUGAGGUACCCACCUGUGAGGGGAAGGAGCGGCAGAAGCUGGCACUGGUUGGCGACUCCUCGUCCUCGGCAGAGUUCUUCGUCACCGUGGCUGUCUUCGCAUUUCUCUACUCUCUGGCUGCCACUGUUGUGUACAUUUUCUUCCAGAACAAGUACCGGGAAAACAACCGGGGCCCACUCAUUGAUUUUAUCGUCACUGUCGUCUUUUCAUUCUUGUGGUUGGUUGGUUCCUCUGCUUGGGCAAAAGGACUGUCUGAUGUCAAAGUGGCAACUGAUCCAAAUGAAGUCUUGUUACUGAUGUCAGCUUGCAAGCAGUCCUACAACAAAUGCUUGGCUGUCCACAGCCCUGUCAUGUCCAGCUUAAACACAUCCGUGGUCUUUGGGUUUUUGAACUUUAUCCUCUGGGCUGGCAACAUUUGGUUUGUUUUCAAGGAGACCGGCUGGCAUUCCUCGGGACAGAGAUACCUUUCUGACCCCAUGGAGAAGCACUCUAGCAGCUAUAAUCAAGGCGGGUACAACCAAGACAGCUAUGGGUCAAGUGGUGGCUAUAGCCAGCAGGCAAGUUUGGGGCCAUCUUCCGAUGAGUUUGGCCAACAGCCCAGUGGCCCCACUUCCUUUAACAAUCAGAUAUAG